AUGAAUUUGAAAAUUAGUAGCAUGACAUUGGGUGCGAUGUUAUUGUCCCUGGUGGUGAGAAGAGCUGCAUCGUUUGUCCCCGCUGCUGUCCGUUCAAAUGGAGCUCGGGCGACUGCAGGCUUGAACAGUCGUUCAAUUCCCUCCAGCAGACAUUUCCGAUAUCUUUCAGCGACUGUGGCACCCGAAGAAGCAAAAGCAGCAGCACAAGUUGUGGAACCAGAGGAACUGCCCAACAACGACAACGAUGAAGACUUGCUCAAGAUCCGUCACUCGUCUGCUCACGUCAUGGCCAUGGCAGUGCAACAGAUUUUCAAAGAGGCGCAGGUGACCAUUGGUCCUUGGAUUGACAAUGGAUUUUACUACGACUUUUACUUCCCCGAAACCACCGAUGCCGAGACGGGCGAAACCAUUCCAGCCCGCAAACUCAGCGAUCAGGAUCUGAAAAAGAUCAAAAAGGCCAUGGAUAAAAUCGUUUCCAAGAAUUAUCCCAUUACCAGAGAAGAAGUCAGCCGCGAAGAAGCCAAACGCCGUAUUGAGGAAAUCGGAGAACCAUUCAAACUCGAAAUCUUGGAAGGCAUUAAAACUGAGCCCAUCACCAUUUACCACAUUGGAGACCAAUGGUGGGACUUGUGUGCUGGACCUCAUGUGGAAAGUACGGGGAAACUACCCAAAAAGGCCAUUGCUUUGCAAAGUGUGGCCGGAGCCUAUUGGCGUGGGGAUGAAAAUCGAGAAAUGUUGCAACGUGUCUACGCCACUGCCUGGAAAGAUCCAGGACAACUGAAACAAUACAAAAAGAUGUUGGAAGAAGCCAAAAAGCGCGAUCAUCGUAUGCUUGGCAAGAAGCUGGAUCUUUUCUCGAUUCAGGAGGAUGCUGGGGGCGGUCUUGUCUUUUGGCACCCCAAAGGAUCCAAAAUACGAAGGAUCAUUGAAGAUUUCUGGAAAGAUGCACAUGUAGAUGAUGGCUAUGAUGUGGUCUACUCACCUCACAUUGCCAAUAUUGACUUGUGGAAGACUUCCGGACACUUUGAUUUCUACAGAUCCGACAUGUUCGAUCAGAUGGACGUCGAAAAUGAACAGUACCAGAUCAAACCCAUGAAUUGUCCGUUCCAUUGUCUCAUGUACAAGGACGAGCUACGCUCUUACCGUGAUCUUCCCUUUCGGUGGGCCGAGCUGGGGACUGUAUACAGAUACGAGAGAUCAGGAACUCUCCAUGGUCUGAUGAGAGUUCGUGGCUUCACCCAGGAUGAUGCCCACAUCUUUUGCUUGCCGGAACAACUACAGGACGAGAUUGUAGCAGUGCUUGAUUUGACCGAAACCAUCCUGUCUCGAUUUGGCUUUGCCAAGUACGAUAUCAUGCUCUCUACGCGACCCGAAAAGGCUGUUGGAUCUGACGAGAUUUGGGACGCCGCCACUGCAGCGCUAGAAGGAGCCCUGAAAGCCAAGGGCUGGGAUUAUAGCAUUGACGAGGGCGGCGGUGCCUUUUACGGCCCCAAGAUUGAUCUCAAGAUUCGUGAUGCCAUUGGCCGUCAGUGGCAAUGCUCCACAGUGCAGUGUGAUUUCAAUCUUCCCGAGCGAUUCGAACUGGAAUACGUCAGCGCGGAAGGUACUCGUGAACGUCCCAUCAUGGUUCAUCGCGCAAUCUUUGGUUCGGUCGAACGUUUCUUUGGUAUCUUGAUUGAGAAUUGCUCCGGAGACUUCCCGCUUUGGUUGAACCCCACUCAAAUGAAGAUCUUGCCAGUUACGGAUGGUGUGAGGGACUACUGUGAAGAGGUUGCCGCGAAGGCUGCCAAGAUGGGUCUUCGUGUUGAGAUUGACCGUGGCAACGAACGUCUUGCAAAGCAGAUUCGUAAUGCCGAACAGCAACGGGUUCCAAUCAUUGUCGUUGUGGGUGAAAAAGAGAUGGAAUCAGGUACCCUUGCAGUUCGAAGCAGACAACUUGGAGACAUGGGUUCCUUCAAUGUCGAUGAUCUGUUGAAUGAGAUGAGUCGAUGUGCACAAGAGACAGUAGAAAUGACUACAAAGGGAGAAACGGAAAAGAAAGAAGAGUAA
This is a messenger RNA of Seminavis robusta, 2049 nucleotides long. Lineage: Eukaryota; Bacillariophyta; Bacillariophyceae; Naviculales; Naviculaceae. The record is from the annotation of a GenBank genome assembly.